This is a messenger RNA of Cyprinus carpio (common carp), 706 nucleotides long. RefSeq names its product endonuclease domain-containing 1 protein-like. The transcript is spliced from 2 exons. Gene Ontology annotation, molecular function: hydrolase activity; metal ion binding; nucleic acid binding. The record is from RefSeq and is a predicted model, not a curated record. Bases 11 to 706 code for a protein of 231 amino acids. NCBI's taxonomy places the organism in Eukaryota, Metazoa, Chordata, Actinopteri, Cypriniformes, Cyprinidae.
AGGAGACACAAUGCAGAUCAUGUUUCUUCUGUGUUUGCUCACUUGUUUUCCGCUGAGCAAUUUUAAUGUUCAGGCGAAAGUGGUCGAUAGCUUUAAUGGGUGUAACCAGUUUUUCUACAAAGGCAAAGAACCACAAGGGAUGGAUCAGAAUGCUAAAAAAAUCUGUCAGACAUUGCAAUCCGAGAAUAACAAAAAAGAAAAAAUAAACCGCAUUCUUUAUGCAACUCUCUAUUCUACUUUUGAAAAAAUUCCACUGUACAGUGCUUACAAAUUUGACCCUAAAUGCUCCGGUACUUCAUCACAAUCAUGGCACAUAGAGCCACAGCUUAUUUCUAGAACUGAACCUGAUCACAUGAUGCUUGAGGGAGCAAAGGAAUUAAAAAACAAAAAAGAUGAUUUAAAAAAGACACAAGCCAUCAACAGUGACUAUGAUAACACAGGAUAUGAUCGCGGACAUCUGUAUCCCAACAGUUUCCAAUGCGAUGACGACCGUGAGGCGACAUUUACACUGACUAAUGCUGCUCCUAUGGAUGCUUGCUUCAACCGCAUUCAUUGGAAGCUCUGGGAGGGUUAUUUAAAAACUUUUUUAAUGGACAGCCUAAAGAGUGGUAAUAAAGAGGCGACAGCCUACAUUGUCACAGGUACUGUACCUGGUCAGGACAAAAUACCACAAAGCGGAUUUAGGGAUUUUAAAAGUUCGUUAUAG